This is a messenger RNA of Pecten maximus, 4951 nucleotides long. Its product is annotated as exosome RNA helicase MTR4-like. Gene Ontology annotation, biological process: RNA catabolic process; maturation of 5.8S rRNA. Lineage: Eukaryota; Metazoa; Mollusca; Bivalvia; Pectinida; Pectinidae. Bases 84 to 3176 code for a protein of 1030 amino acids. Gene Ontology annotation, cellular component: nucleus. The record is from RefSeq and is a predicted model, not a curated record. Gene Ontology annotation, molecular function: ATP binding; RNA binding; RNA helicase activity. The transcript is spliced from 25 exons.
GCUGAACUACAAACACAUGGGUCAACAUGGAGGAGCUUUAUGAUUUUAUCCACUUCUAAACUUGCACUAUAACUGGCAACAUAAUGGCAGACGCCUUUGGUGAUGACCUCUUCAACGUUUUUGAAGACAAAGAAGGGGCGACCACAACUGACACUGGCACUGGAGAACUUCCAAAAGGAACCACAGAUUCGAAAAAGUCCGACGCUCAGCGAACUGAUGACCUAUUGAAGAGCAUUGUUGGUAAAAGAACUGCUGAUGAUGAUGACAAUGAAAAUAAUCCAACGAAAAAAGCCAAGGCAGUUCCCCAAGACCUUGGGCCAACUGACGUUAUGCCCAGGAUUCAAAUCCACAGAGUAGAUACUGUUGAAGCCUGUCAACAUGAAGUUGCAAUUCCACCAGAAGCAGAGUUUGUUCCCCUGAAGGCAGCAUCGACCACACCUGCCAAAGAGUAUCCAUUUAUCUUGGAUCCAUUCCAAAAGGAGGCUCUCUUAUGUCUCGAAAACAACCAAUCUGUGCUGGUGUCCGCACAUACGUCUGCUGGCAAGACUGUGGUUGCUGUGUAUGCCAUAGCUAUGUCACUGCGAGAUAAACAGCGUGUUAUCUACACCACACCCAUCAAGGCCCUCAGUAACCAGAAAUACCGUGAACUGUUUGAGGAGUUUCAGGAUGUCGGACUCAUGACUGGUGAUGUUACGAUCAACCCCACUGCUAGCUGUCUCGUCAUGACAACUGAGAUCCUGCGGAGUAUGUUGUACAGAGGCUCGGAAAUCAUGAGGGAAGUGGGCUGGGUCGUAUUUGAUGAAAUUCAUUAUAUGCGAGAUAAAGAAAGGGGUGUAGUCUGGGAGGAGACUAUCAUUCUACUUCCUGAUAACGUCCAUUAUGUGUUCUUGUCUGCCACCAUUCCCAACGCACGACAGUUUGCAGAGUGGAUCUGUCAUUUACACAAACAGCCUUGUCAUGUGGUGUACACAGACUACAGACCCACACCCUUACAACACUACAUAUUCCCCUCUGGAGGUGAUGGCAUUCAUCUUGUUGUGGAUGAAAACGGUGAGUUCCGAGAAGAGAAUUUCAACACUGCCAUGUCCGUGUUAAGAGACGCGGGAGAUGCCUCUAAGGGAGAUAAAUGGGGACGACGAGGUGGAGCCAAAGGCAAUGAGACAAACUGCUUUAAGAUUGUGAAGAUGAUUAUGGAGCGGAGCUUUGCCCCUGUCAUCGUGUUCAGUUUUAGUAAGAAGGAUUGCGAGGCAUACGCCAUGCAAAUGGCAAAGCUAGAUUUCAAUACAGAGGAAGAAAAGACAUUAGUCGAAGAGGUGUUCAACAAUGCAAUCGACAACUUGUCCGAUGAUGACAAAAAACUGCCUCAGGUGGAGCAUGUGCUGCCAUUAUUGAGGAAAGGUGUGGGUAUCCAUCACUCCGGUCUACUGCCCCUUCUCAAGGAAACCAUAGAAAUUCUCUUCUCAGAAGGGCUUAUUAAGGCACUCUUUGCUACAGAGACAUUUGCAAUGGGGCUCAACAUGCCGGCUAGAACUGUGCUAUUCACAAGUGCAAGGAAAUUUGAUGGGAAAGAUUUCCGAUGGCUGACAUCAGGGGAGUACAUUCAGAUGAGUGGUCGAGCUGGACGUAGAGGCCUCGACGACCGUGGAAUUGUCAUUCUGAUGGUGGAUGAAAAAAUGAGUCCUCAAGCAGGCAAAACUGUUGUCAAGGGUUUAGCUGACCCUCUGAACUCCGCCUUCCACUUGACUUACAACAUGGUGUUGAAUUUACUGCGAGUGGAGGAGAUUAACCCGGAGUACAUGCUGGAACGCUCCUUCUAUCAAUUCCAGAACUAUGCAGCCAUUCCUGAUCUCUGUGACAAAUUGAAGAAGUUGGAGGAAGAUUAUGCUAAUGUACAGGUUCCAAACGAAGAGCAGGUCGGACCUUACUAUAAAAUACGACAACAGUUAGACAAUCUGGGCAAGGAGCUUCUACAGUAUAUACAGAAACCACAGUACCUACUGCCCUUCUUACAACCAGGCAGGGUCAUCAAGGUGAAAAAUGGAGAGGAUGACUUUGGCUAUGGAGUACUUGUCAACCUACAGAAGAAGUCCAACCAGAAGAAAUCAGUAGAGACGUCUGAUGCAGUAUACGUGGCCGAAGUCUUACUGAACCUGACGAAGGAGAGUGCCCGCCAACGUAAUAUAUCCUCCAUACAGCCCUGUCCUCAAGGCUCACGAGGUGAAAUGCAGGUUGUACCUGUGGUCACUAGUCUUAUCCAGUCCGUCAGCGCUGUGAGACUUUACAUCCCACAAGACCUACGUCCAAGUGACAACAGACAGAGCGUGUCCAAAUCCCUCCAGGAAGUAGAGCGACGGUUCCCUGACGGAGUACCGCUACUCGACCCCAUAGAGGACAUGGGCAUCAAGGAGAAAGGUCUGAAAGAAAUAGUCAAGAAAAUCGAAGCAUUUGAACACAGGAUGUACUCACAUCCACUCCACAAAGAUCCCCGCCUGGAGGAGUACUAUAAGGAGUAUGAGAAGAAGGCCAAGGUGGGGAAUGAUGUGAAAGCAAUUAAGUUGGAGCUUAAGAAAAAGAAGUCGCUGCUUCAGAUGGAUGAAUUGAAGUGUCGCAAGCGGGUCUUACGACGCCUUGGUUACUGUACUGCCUCUGAUGUCAUAGAACUCAAGGGUAGGGUGGCUUGUGAGAUUAGCAGUGGAGACGAAUUACUACUGACAGAACUCCUCUUCAAUGGUGUAUUCAAUGACCUGACAACCCAACAGACGUGUGCUCUCAUGAGUUGUUUUGUCUUUCAAGAAAAAUCCAAUGAGAUGCCUAAACUGACCGAGGCUUUGUCCGGGCCUCUUCGUAUCAUGCAGGAUACAGCACGUCGGAUUGCACGAGUUAGUCGUGAAGCAAAGAUAGAGAUUGACGAGGAACAAUAUGUGGAGUCAUUUAAACCUCAUAUGAUGGACAUUGUUAACGCGUGGUGUAAUGGAUCCACCUUCGCAGAGAUCUGUAAAAUGUCAGACAUAUUUGAAGGCAGUAUAAUCCGUUGUAUGCGAAGAUUGGAGGAAACACUCAGACAGAUGUGCCAAGCAGCCAAAGCUAUUGGUAACACAGAACUGGAGAAUAAAUUUGCUGAAUCUAUACGGAGUAUAAAGAGGGAUAUAGUGUUUGCUGCCAGUCUGUACUUGUGAAGGGGAAGGACAGAUGAUAUAAGCAUUCUGGUCUAAAACAUCUCCUGGAAAAGACUCACACACAGCACCAAAGACAUGCGAGCCUGAUGGGUGCUAAGAUGAAUCUCCAGACUCACAAAACAUGUCCUGUGACAAGUUGUGUGGUGACAGUGUCCUGUGACAAGUUGUGUGGUGACAGUGUCCUGUGACAAGUUGUGUGGUGACAGUGUCCUGUGACAAGUUGUGUGGUGACAGUGUCCUGGGAUCCCAGGUCAUUACUGUGGAUGUGAAAGUGUUGUGUACCAAUAUAUGGUUACAUUUAUAUAAAAACUUAAUUAAAGAAAUGAAACGGAAGAUCUUUCCUUUAAAUAAUGUACACAACGAGCUACAGUAGGAAAUGAUUUGUGGCCGUUCUUACCCCUAAACACACUACACAACCAGGUACAGUAGGAAGUGGGUUGUGGCCCCUCUUACCCCUAAACACACUACACAACCAGGUACAGUAGGAAGUGGGUUGUGGCCCCUCUUACCCCUAAACACACUACACAACCAGAUACAGUAGGAAAUGGAUUGUGGGUCUUCUUACCCCUGAACACACUACACAACCAGAUACAGUAGGAAAUGGAUUGUGGCCGUUCUUACCCCUAAACACACUACACAACCAGAUACAGUAGGAAAUGGAUUGUGGGUCUUCUUACCCCCUAAACACACUACACAACCAGAUACAGUAGGAAAUGGAUUGUGGGUCUUCUUACCCCUGAACACACUACACAACCAGGUACAGUAGGAAAUGGAUUGUGGGUAUUCUUACCCCUAAACACACUACACAACCAGAUACAGUAGGAAAUGGAUUGUGGGUCUUCUUACCCCUAAACACGAUACACAACCAGAUACAGUAGGAAAUGGAUUGUGGGUCUUCUUACCCCUGAAAACACUACACAACCAGGUACAGUAGGAAAUGGAUUGUGGGUAUUCUUACCCCUAAACACACUACACAACCAGAUACAGUAGGAAAUGGAUUGUGGGUCUUCUUACCCCUAAACACACUACACAACCAGGUACAGUAGGAAGUGGGUUGUGGCCCCUCUUACCCCUAAACACACUACACAACCAGGUACAGUAGGAAAUGGAUUGUGGGUCUUCUUACCCCUAAACACACUACACAGGCUGUCUACACACCUUUAUACCAGGUAUACUGUAGAAAGAUUAGUACCUCUCAUUUUAUUGGUAACACAUUUAACAUCAGAUCAGUCCUCUUACAAGUUCCUCAGUAUCUCAAAUAAAAGAUCAACAUAUAACAGUAAUAAAUAUUCCUGAUUUGUUUAAGGGGUAGAGAUUGGAGGAUUUAUUUCACAUGGAAUUUGUCCAUGGCAUGAGUCAAAUUAAAAUUGUCCAUGGUGUGAGUCGCAUUGAAUUUGUCCAUGUGGUGAGUCACCUUGAAAUUGACCAUGGUGCGAGUCGCAUUGAAAUUGUCCAUGUGGUGAGUCACCUUGAAAUUGACCAUGGUGCGAGUCACAUUGAAAUUGUCAAUGGCGUAAAUCACAUUGAAUUUGUCCAUGGCAUAAUCUGAUUUAUGGGCAUCAUUUGUAUAUAAAUGUAAGUUAUGUAUCUUUAUUGUAAAUUUCAAUAUUUCACUUCAUUGUUUAAGUCAUUUAUGUAGUACAUAAUGUUUUGUGUUCAUAUUAGUCAUUUUAUGUCGACGGAUGAGAGACUGAAAUCAUGUAAUAAGUAUUGUAUAUCACUCAUAGGAUGCAGUCAUGUCAUACAAAAGUAUGAAAUAAAAUUUCAUUCUCUUU